GCUGCUAGCAGAAUACUAGUGGGGGAGUGCGAAACGAGGGUAGUGAGGUAGGCGAGAGGAUGGUAAAUUAAAAACGCGUUCAUCGAUGAAUUAAGGGUGUUAACCAAAGUGUGUGUGUGUGAGAUGGAGCAGCAAAACCAUUCCAAGCAACUGUUGCUGCAGCUCAACCAGCAGCGAGCCAAAGGAUACCUGUGUGAUGUAAUCAUCGUGGUGGAGAACGCGCUAUUCCGCGCCCACAAGAACGUCCUGGCAGCCAGCAGCGUCUACUUCAAGUCGCUGGUCCCCCACGACAACCUGAUCAACCUGGACACGGAGAUGGUCAGCCCCUCCGUCUUCAGACAGGUGUUGGACUUCAUCUAUACAGGUAGUUUGUCCAGUUCUGACUCCGUCAGUGACCACAGUGUCUCGUCCCUCCUGACCGCUGCCUGCUACCUCCAGCUGACCGAACUAGCUGCUCUCUGUCGCAGGAAGCUCAAACACAACGGCCAGACCCCCUCCAGCUCCAACAAGUUGACCCCCUCCUCCUCCUCCACCUCCCCAACCCCCAAUGGACACAUCCCUGGCCCCCUCCGCCUCUCCUCCACCCCCCUCAGAGCAACCCCCAACCACAACCACCAGCACCAUAACAACCACUCAGGGUCCAGGAAGGGCAACCAGAGGAACCAGAGAUGGGGCCAGGAGGGGAGGCUGAGAGAGGAUCUCUCAGAGGAGGAGGUGUUUAUUUCGGGCUCGCGGUGUGCCUCCCUCAGCCCCUCUGGAGGAAGUAGGGUUAAUGGGCUGGCUCUAGGACUGGACCUGUCCAAGAGGAGUCCAUCAGGGAGCACCGCCACAGAGGAAGUGUCCCCCAGCAGUCUCCCCCACAGCCCCUCCCCCCACUCCUCAUCUGUCUCUCCCACUCCCUCUCCUCCCACCACGGCUAGCGCCAAGCCAGAGCCUAAGGAGAACCAGAGGCAGCCUCCAAAUACCUCCACAGACCUCUUGCCUAGGGCACCUUGCAAGAGACCCCGACCCCACAGAGAGGCCACCAACCUGGGGGAGACGGGCAAGGCGCUGCCCAACGGCCUAGUGAAGAGACCAGGGGCGCCAGGGGGAGAGAAGCUGGUCAGAGGGGAUAGAGUGACCCCAGUGCUGGAGGAUGGAGAGGUGGGUGGAGAGGAGAACAGCCAGGACCAGAGUGAAGAGAGUGGGCACAGUGGGAGUGAGGGAGGAGGAGGAGGGAGGAGAAACGGGAACACCAACUACAUCUACCGUCAGCCCCAGCCAGGGUUUGAGCCAGGUGUGGGGGACAAUCUGUACGUCUGCAUCCCCUGUGGAAAAGGCUUCCCCAGCUCCGAGCAGCUUAACGCCCAUGUCGACACACACACCCAGGAUGAAAUCUACCUCGAAGACGAGGAGGAAGAAGAGGAGGGUGGUGGAUACCUGAAGGACGAAGACCCAGAUGCAGACCCAGACAUCUAUGCAUCACGGGGGGUGGAGCCUGGUGCUGACGAAACUCUGCAUCGCUGCACAGUCUGCAGUAAGAGCUGCAAGGAUGCCGUGUCACUACGGGAACACGAGAAGAGCCAUUGGCUGAACCGGCCAUUCCCCUGUAACAUCUGUGGCAAGCUGUUCACCCAACGUGGCACCAUGACCCGCCACAUGAGGAGCCAUCUGGGCCUCAAGCCCUUUGCCUGCGAGGAGUGUGGCAUGCGCUUCACACGCCAGUACCGCCUUGCCGAACACAUGCGGGUCCACUCAGGGGAGAAGCCCUACGAGUGCCAGCUGUGUGGUGGAAAGUUCACCCAGCAACGCAACCUCCUCAGCCAUCUAAAGAUGCACACCUCACCCUCAUAGAGGACACUUCACCAUGGUUACUGCAGCUGAACCACAGCUAUCUGGGCUCUAUUAGGCUGUCUGCCUCAUCUUCAGAUAACUAUCUGGAGCUACUGUUACCCAUAGGACCUCCUCACCCUUGUAAACACACCUGGGUUCUACCUCAACUUUUUAGAAACUCACCUUGAAAUGAAUUACCCCACCUUUUAUAACCACUCCUCCUGAGUAACUCUACUCCUUUACUUUAUCUCAUCCUCUUAACAACCAUCACCCAUAUCUCAACCUCUUAACAACCAUCACCCAUAGCCUCACCCUUAUCAGGGCAACUGGGGCAACCAUAAUUCCUUACCUCCUCUUGACAACUGUUCCUCUGACUUGCCUCAACACCAUCUUACUAAUACCAACCGUUACUUCACCCUCAGAACCCCAUCAUAAAAUCCACAUGGAGCCAGCCAGCCAGCUGUACUGGCAAUCUCAGGGUCAACACACCACACCUCGCCAUCUGCCAAAGACUCCUUCUUUUCCAUCCCAGGUGGCUCAAACGUGUUUUGAUGAUAGCUUUUAGCAUCCAACCAAACUAGUCCUCCCAGGGUGUCAGUUCUGUGCCUCCAGGCUGUUGUAGCUGUCUCUCGCUGGUCAAUGAGGGACCUCAGUGCCUCUACUACCUCAUUAUAAGACACGUACUGGACCCCAGGCAUGGCUGGCUAACACUCAGUAGUAAUAUUAUGUUCUCCAGCUAGAUGGAACAGGUUAGUCAGCCUAGCCUCUGUGUAUAUAAUAAUACAUUAUCACAUACACAGCCUGUUUGAAACGUGGCAUUAUUAGAAAAUGAUCAGGGGUGGUCUUAACGCAAUGAUGUUUACUUUACUUGUGUUCAUGAUCAGAGUUUGUAGUUUAUCUGAAGUCUUGAAAAAGCCAAACUUGGGGGGUAAAAUGUUUUGAGAACUUAUUGCUACGCUUUUGUGAAUGUUUAAACUGGGUAUUUCUACUUUGGGUCUGGGAGGGGUGGAGUUAUUUUCUUUGAGGCAUCAUACUCUGUUGGUACUGUUGUGUUUUGUCUGUAGCGUUUUUUUGAAAGGGCUGGUCUACUGAGACAGGCGGCCAGUAACCCUGUAUUAAGUUUAUUUUGGUUUUCAACAAGUUCCUCCUAUCUCUUAAAGAGAUUCUCUGGUACUUUUGUAUACUUUUUAGCCAGUAGUUCUAAAAGUCAAUCUCACGAGCCAAAAAUGCAGAUAUGUGUACCACGUCAUUGCUCUCGCUCUACAGUGUGCAUCUUGCUAGCUGUCACUCAAAUGGCGAGGGGCUGAAGCUCAUUGGCUAGAUCUCGAAUUGCUAGCGGGCUGGCCCACAUAGGGGAAAAUGGCACAGCACAGUUUCCAGAAAAACAGUCGCUUUCAAACUAGGGAUUUUGUGGCUAAUUGAGGUAAGACAGUAAUUCUGCUCGUAGAUUAUGC
Molecule: messenger RNA, 3266 nt
Organism: Coregonus clupeaformis (lake whitefish)
Lineage: Eukaryota; Metazoa; Chordata; Actinopteri; Salmoniformes; Salmonidae
Product: hypermethylated in cancer 2 protein-like
Exons: 3
Coding region: 124-1833 (569 amino acids)
Biological process (GO): regulation of transcription by RNA polymerase II
Cellular component (GO): nucleus
Molecular function (GO): protein binding; RNA polymerase II cis-regulatory region sequence-specific DNA binding; DNA-binding transcription factor activity, RNA polymerase II-specific
Source: RefSeq, a predicted model, not a curated record